Messenger RNA from Poecile atricapillus (Black-capped chickadee), 1179 nucleotides. It is a transcript of the gene METTL27, whose product is annotated as methyltransferase like 27. NCBI's taxonomy places the organism in Eukaryota, Metazoa, Chordata, Aves, Passeriformes, Paridae. Gene Ontology annotation, molecular function: S-adenosylmethionine-dependent methyltransferase activity. The record is from RefSeq and is a predicted model, not a curated record. The transcript has 5 exons. The coding region runs from base 27 to 785 and encodes 252 amino acids.
GGGGCCGGAGCGGGGUCCGGGGAUCAAUGGGCGCGGGGUCCGCCGCGGGUCACUUGGCCCGGCCGGUACCGAGCGGUACCGGGAUGGGGCUGCCGGCCGCCGUCCGGGACAGGGUGGCCGCGGCUCACCGGGGCUCCACGCUGCCCGAACGGCUGCGGCUGUACGACAGCUGGGCCGCCCGCUACGAGCAGGAUGUGGCGGCUCUGGAGUACCGGGCGCCGCAUCUCGCCGCCGCCUCGCUCGCUUUCGCCUUCGUGCCGCGGGCGGGGACGCGGCUGCUGGACGUGGCGUGUGGCACCGGGCUCGUGGCGCGGGAGCUCCACCGGCGCGGGUUCCGCUGCCUGCACGGCGUGGACGGCAGCGCGGGGAUGCUGGAGCGGGCGCGGAGCACCGGGCUGUACGAGGAGCUGCGGCUCUGUGUCCUGGGCACGGAACCGCUGCCCGCGCCCGCAGAGCACUACGAUGCCGUGACGCUGGUGGGGGCUCUGGGCGAGGGGCAGGUGCCGAGCACGGUGCUGCCGGAGCUGCUGCGGGUCACCAAGCCGGGCGGCUUCCUGUGCCUGACGACGAGGAGCAACCGCUCGAACCUGCGGUACAAGGCGGAGCUGGAGGCGGCGCUGGGGCAGCUGGAGCGGAGCGGAGCCUGGCAGAAGCUGCUGGCCCAGGAGGUGGAGUACUGGGAGAGGGCCACCAGCGAGGAGGAGAGCAGCCGGGGCAACGGCUACAUCUCCGGGGUCGUCUACAUCUACCAGAAGUGCCCUGUCCCCCACCUCGAGGAGGACUGAGACCUAGCAUGGCUCUGGGGGUUUGGGGGUGAGGGGGAUGUGAGCACCCUGAUAAAACUGAGCCCAGUGACCCCCUCCUGCAGAAGGGCAGCUGCUGGGGGUGACAGUAUUUGGGGGAAAUUUCCCCAUUCCCUUCCUUCUCUACCUUCUCACCGAGGUCUGGGCUUGGGGUCCUUGUCUGCUCCUCAGCACGGGAAGGGUCUCCUGGAUUCACCAGGGUCUCCUGGGCACCACCUUUAGCUCUGGCAUUCAGCUAUUGCCCCCAACACCUCAACGCUCACCAUGACAUCUCACAGACCCACAUGGCUGCUCCAAGAUACGUCCAGUCUGGGUUGUCUUCUCCCCACUUCACCCACCUCAGCACUCAUGGUCAAAAUCUGGAUCUUUCUUCAUC